Messenger RNA from Hypanus sabinus (Atlantic stingray), 25448 nucleotides. Its product is annotated as ETS domain-containing protein Elk-4-like. Gene Ontology annotation, biological process: regulation of transcription by RNA polymerase II; cell differentiation. Gene Ontology annotation, cellular component: nucleus. The transcript is spliced from 6 exons. Lineage: Eukaryota; Metazoa; Chordata; Chondrichthyes; Myliobatiformes; Dasyatidae. Gene Ontology annotation, molecular function: sequence-specific DNA binding; DNA-binding transcription factor activity, RNA polymerase II-specific. The record is from RefSeq and is a predicted model, not a curated record. The coding region runs from base 298 to 1566 and encodes 422 amino acids.
CCCCAGCCUCCUGCAAAACGACCGGAGAGGCUUUCUCUGUGGCAGUGAACGAUACUUUGAUUUGAAUUUCAACAUUGUAAAUAGCAUGAUCACCUUGGAACUGCCGGUCCCAGAAUUUGCAGAGACUCGCCGGAGUUGGGGGAGCGGGGAGACAAUUGGAUUAAAAUGUAUCGAGCUGGCGGACGUAGCGAGGUCGAGCCCAGCUGUCGACUCCUGGUUUGUGGUGAAGUCGGGAGUUAAUUCAAGCGUUGGCAAAUGACUGACUAGAAAGCAUAAAAUAAAGAGGCAGUUCCAGGCAUGGACAAUACCAUCACCCUGUGGCAGUUCUUGCUGCAGCUGCUCCUGGAGCCCAAGAACGACCACCUGAUCUGCUGGACCUCGAACGACGGGGAGUUCAAGCUUCUGAAAGCCGAGGACGUAGCCAAACUUUGGGGCUUCCGCAAGAACAAACCCAAUAUGAAUUAUGAUAAGCUGAGUCGUGCACUACGCUACUAUUACGACAAGAACAUUAUUAAAAAGGUGAAUGGACAGAAGUUUGUGUACAAGUUUGUGUGCUAUCCAGAGAUAUUAAAGAUGGAUGUCAACAUGGUGGGUAAGGGUGAGAAUGGUGUUGAUUUCAGCUUGCCAGAAAUGAGUAGGCUGCCAAAGGACAAGGAGAACCAUACCCAGGAGAAGGGAGCUUCAUCUUCCUCCAAGAACUCCAACCGUAAUGAUUACAUUCGGUCGGGCCUUUACUCAUCCUUCACCUUGAACUCACUGCAAGCCAACCCAAACAUCUUUAAAUCCAUCAAGAUCGAGAACCCUGCGGAGAAGGUGCCAGAGGAGAAGAGGCUGCCGCUUUGCCAGGAACCGGUGACCGUGAUUAAGUUUGUGACCAACCCGCCGAAAAGACCCUCACCCCUCCCUGCGGUAGAACCAGUGGUGAUCCCCACGCCAACUGCAGCCUCACCGAAGCCCGAGUUGUCGGAAGAAACUUCAUCUGUGCCGAGUGUGGUGACCUCUUUCACCACCACCCCACCCAUCUCCUCUGUCUCGCCCUCCGCUCCUCUGCCCCUAAGCCCCGGCUCCCCCCUCUUAGCCUCCUCCUUCGACCCCCCUGCUGACUUGCCCAUCGAGGCGGAGCUGGCCACCAGCCCUUCGGACCACCUGACACAAUCGCUGGAGCCCUCCGACGGGGAGGAUCUGUCACAGGACAAUGCGGAAGCAAAGCACCAGAAGGGCAGGUCAAAGAAGCCCAAGGAGCUGGAACUCGCCCCUGCCCUGGUCAUCACUGGCAGUGACCCGAGCCCACUGGGCUUACCGAGUCCUCCCCUGCCAGCAGCAUCCUUGACACCAGCCUACUUAACUCAGACUCCCUUCUUGCUGACUCCCAGUCCACUGCUCUCCAGCAUACAUUUCUGGAGUACUUUAAGUCCUGUGGCCACUCUCAGUCCAGCCCGGUUGACAGGAACCAGCACUUUAUUUCAAUUUCCGAACAUAGCCAACAACCAACUGCAGAUCCCAUUCUCGAAUAUGGAUGGCUCUUCAACUCCAACCUCCCUGUCUCCAGAUCUUCAAAAGGCCUAAUCAGGAAACUCAUGGCGCAACAAUCCGCUCUGACAACACUACAGGAGGCUCGGCUAUGUUAAAGACUGUGAGGUCCUGUGGUGACAGUUGCCAAUAUAAACUGAUGUCUCUGGCAAACUAAUCCUUUGAGCAUUCUUCACAAGCAACAGUGAUCAGGAGAGGCGGGCCUUAACCCUGAUCAGCACUGGAUGCUGAUGUAACUAAGGCAACAACAAUAUCCACGUUACAUCUUUCUGAAUUGGAUUUGAAAUCAGCUUCUUUUACUUACUCCACUUAUCCGAACAACAGUGACAUUGUUUGAUGGCUUGUCAAGUGAUAAGAGGCGGACAACUUGUGCAUAUCAAAAUCUCAACGACUUUAUACCUGUGCCAAGUUUCUUCAUUUUGUUUCGAAGCUCCUCCUGUAUAGACCUUGCAUGUAGGUUUGAGGAAUUUAUAUCCAAGGAGCAGGUGACGUACGUUUAGAUCCGUGUUACUGCUUUGAAUUUCCAUUCAUUCACUGAUUUAAUUGGAGUGACGGAGAAGGAUCUUGGAUAACUGGAAGAGGAGCAGUUAAGAUCAGAUGCCCCCACCCCCCCCAGUUCUCUCAUUGAUCAAGCACUGUUAAUCGGGCAUAGUUAGUCAGGGGACUGGACAGAUGCCCAAUGACAUGUCAUUGCUGCAGAUCUCUUUGAUUUUUUUAUUAUUUAGACCCCAUGCCUUUAAGAAUUAGAGCUAACAAACUGGUGCCUGCCCUGGAGUCUGCGUGGUGUAUGUGGCGGAUGGUACAGCCACAUGCUGAGCUCCUUCUGCUUGCUGACUCGGGGACGUGUUGUGAGCGCAGUCACUUGGUAAUUCAUGAAUGCCACUCAGGAGCAGAUGGCUGAACCUGCUGCGCAAGACUGGAGAACUCCAUUUGCCAAAUAACCAGUGGAAGUUCGCCCUGUGGGUCUGGUAGAUUGAAAAGCAGAAUAUCGUGCCAAGUUCCUAGUAACUGCAUUAGUUUCAUAGAAUAACAGCUGAAAAUACUGGAAGUAUUCAACAUGUUGAGAGCAGAGAGAGAGGGAUGGUUUACUUUUCAUUUGUGAAGAAAGGUCGCAUCCUCAAAACUUGAGCUUCACUGCUACAUUCUGACCUAUUUUUAUUUGUUAGCAGAGCGGUUUCUAUUGCUACCUUUGAUCUGGAUGGGUAAGGUACCUUUAUUUGCAGCAAUAUUUUUCAAAUGGCUGCAGGAGUAUUGCCAAGAGUGAUUUAGUGCAAGAUUUCUGCACGGUCUAUGAAUCCUUCUAAGCAGAAAAUGAACCUAGAGUCUCUCUGUGAUGGGAUAAUCAAAGACGUUUGAUGUAAUGAAAGGUUAUCAACUUGAAAAUGUUUUUUUUCAGGAUGAGAACAUUUUAUUAAAUCAAACAUCUUUGAUCUGAGCUCUGUUCCUCUCCCUCCAUACACACUGCUGAUGUGUUGAGUAUUUUUAGCAUUUUCUUUUUUUUACAUUUCUGUGUAUCUAGAGCUUUUAACUUCUGAUUUACUAAUUUCAUUUUUCGUUCCCUUUCCUUCCUGUAAGCUGAUGUGUCCAUUCCUCCUUUUGCCAGCUUCACAAUCGGUUCCUCCCUCCAUCUCCUAUCCUUCAGUGCAUUGAUCCUCCAGCCCAUAAGACCAUGAGCAUAGGAAGAGCCUAUCAACUCCUGUUUUAAAUAUACUCUAUGGCUUGUCCUCCACCAAUGUCUGUGGCAAAGAAUUCCACAGAUUUACCACCGCCAAGCUAAAGAAAUACUUCCUCAGUGUCCCUAUGCUUCCAUCUCCCUCCUUUGUACAUCUGCUCUUUUGUCUUCCUUUCCCUUCCUCAUGUGUUUGCCCCCUUCCCUCCAUUUCCCAUCUUACGAUGUGUCCUUCCCCCUUUUCUGAUUCGGUGCACUCCUCCCUCCAUCUGGGAUCUUUCAGUGCAUUUAUCCCUCCACUGUGGAUCAGAAAAUGUAUUGAUUAUUUUACCCUUUGCCUUCCAUAGUUUAUGCUGAUCCCUCCCCUGCCUGUACACAAGAUAGAUUUAAAAAACGCUGAGUUCAAGCAAUCAGUUCAGGGCAUAAGAUAAUAUUGGGUGAGGGAAUGUGAGCCUUUUUUUGAAGCCAUUUUUUCAAAACCAUCACUCUUCAAAGCUGUUCCUAUUUGAUCUGGAUGGGUAAAGUGUCAUUAUUUGCAGCGGUAUUUUUCUAUAGGCUGCAGGAUAAUUGCCGCGAGUGAUUUAGUGCAAGUUUGUGCACAGUUUGCGAAUCCUUCCAAGCAGAAAAUGAAUUUAGACUCUCUCUGUGGUGGGAUGGUUGUAACUUUAUGCUAGCUUCCGGAAUACGUGGUUGUGUUUUAUAAGAACCAAAAGGGGAUUAAUUACUCAAACGUAAUAAUGGUAUUUUAUCAAUUGAGGUACUGAAAGAUGACUUUCUGAAGCCUAGGUUUAUAGCUAUUUAAGGAGAGGAUGAUUAAUCCUACAAUGUUAGGGUAUCCAUCCCAAAGCUCCAAACUUAAGCAGCCAAGCCCUGUCUGGUUCAAUCUUGUUCCACUCAGUCCAAACCUUUAAACAGUCCUUGGAGGGUGUUGCUUGCCCUUGCUUUUGGAACAGUGUCACCAUGUAAUGAAAUGCAAUGUUCAACCAAGCUCCUUUCCGCUCAUUUGGGUUCGAACGAAGACAAAGGUCCCAUUGGUACGAUGCGAAAAAGGGCAAGGUGUUGCCCCAGAUCCUUGGCCAACGUUCCACCCUCAGAGCGGGGAAGCCAAAGUAAUAAGCAAACUGAUUGUUCAUCUCUUUGCUCUGUGUUAGAGGCUGCAGGUGUAGAAUCUCUGCCUAAUCGAUGCCCAAAACUGCUCGAGCUGCACUUCACGAAGUAUCAAUCACUCAAAAGCACUUUUGAGCACUGUAUCAAAGCAAGCAUCAUCAAUCUUCAAGGGGUUAUCCAGUCCAAUUAAAUGAAAAGGACUCUAAAAUCGGAACAGGGCAGAUGCUGUUGGGAUACGAGGGCACAGGUAUAUCGUGUUGACAACAAUUUUUGAUCCAACCAACUAUGUGAACAAGAAGCAAGUACUAAUUGCAUUGACAGCAGAGGAUGGUAUGCUAAACGUUUUGAUGUGAAUGCCCCUUUAUCACUCACUAAUGAACUUAUGGAAGAAAGCAUGCUGGCGGGCCCGGGCUGCAUGGAGGAAGGACAGGGCUUCACUGGGCCGGGUGAUGUAUAUAUCAAUGUACUAAAAUGGAGAGUCAGUUCCAGGAAGUGGACUUGCUGGAAGUUGAAACUUUUUGUUGGCUUCUUAUGAGCUGGAAUAGGCAGGCAGGACCCUCCUUUUAUAAAGAACUAUUCCAAAUGCUUUAAACUGGGUUUUGCUCAGAAUGUGACCUGCUAUUGUGCAGUAGGAUCAUGGAAUUCAUUUCUACUGGUAUGACAAAUGGUAGGUCAGAAAACUCUCCAUUCUGUUCUUCAGAUGUUGGGACUAUGAUCUUUCCUAAUACUCAAACUCAGAAGAAAUAGAAAAUGUGAGAGAGCUGUGAAAUUAACCACUUGUGAUUCCAUCUGUGCCAUUUUCAAAAUCACGCAUGGAUUAUGGGUGAGAUGUCUACAACAUAUUCACAUUACUUACUCUGAACAUUUAUUGGAAUCUUUCAGAACAAACAACUUCGGAGCCGAAGAUUCAGGAAUUAAUGGAAGAGGAAAAAUAGUUUUUAAAAAAGACUUUUUUGAUGUCUGAUUUACUUUUUUAAGAAGUCAUAAAAAGAUAAACAUUUACUCAAGAGAUGGAAUAGGAAACUGGUGCUGGAACAACCAGGGAGGAACAGAAGACAAUUUUACUAAAGCCAAAAAUGGAGACUGAGCUGUGGAAUUGGCCACUGUCUAAUACCAAGAACCUUGUGAAGGUUUCUUUGAACCAAGAGGUUUGUGAAGCUUCUCUUGAAUGUAGGGGGAUGAUCAUGUUGUGAGAUUGACAGUUAAACUGAAUUUUGACACUAUGACCCUGGUUGCCAUCUACAAUGAGAACACUACUGCUGUGGUCAAAGGAUGGCAGCCCGCCAGAGUCAUCUGGGGGUCACCAAGAAUUAAAGGUUUAUCUCCUAGACCCAGCUAUGAAUGGUGCAAAAGGGAAAAUGAAAUGACAGGGGUGGUUUAAAAGAGUGUUUUCUUUUGCAUUUUCAUUGCAGACUUCCCUUUUUUAGUUACAAUACUAUUGGAAAGACUUUGAGGGGGAGAAAAGGGCUGUCUUGCUGAAUAUUGCUGUUCAGAGGUGGAAUUUAAAUAUUAAAGAAGCAAUCUAUUGCCAGCACUGACACCAUCCAUCCCAACAGUACAAAAACUGUGUCGUUUGCAAGACUGGGCAACAGCUGCCUACCGUCUUCUUGGCCAAAGGUGGGUGACCUUCAAUAGCCUUAAACCUGGAAAUAAAGUACUUUGGAUGUUUAUUUUUUCUUUUAAUAUAAUUGAAAGAUCAUCUGAUGAGAUUAUGAGACACAGAUGGUGUCUACCGUGACAUUCUUGUACAAGAUUUCUAUGGUAUUUGGAUUUCAAAAGGGAAGUGUCUUAAAAUAUUCAUGUUUAUUGAGUUUUUUUUUAGAAAUCUAAAAUGUGUAAAGAGCCAUGCAUUAUUACGUCUAUGUAACUGAGCAGUUAUUUGACCAAACAGGGCUUAUUUGAUAUGGAUUAACGUCCAUUUAUUGAGAACCGGUCUUUGGGCUUUUAGUGAUCAGAGCAUGUUGGCACUACAGUUACUGAUUCUUUAUAACUUUGGCCUGGCCAAUGAUCUGUGGACUUCUGUACAUAGGUGCUGUUUAACAACAUAGCUAAUGUAAAAGUGUAAUGCAUUUAAUUUUAAAUUACCUUCACACCCUUGUCAUAUAUGGAACCAGGGGUUGAAGUUGUACCCUGUGACAUUGGAAUUGGUUUCAUUUGCACAAAUCCCCUUUGUGAUUCUUCUUUGGCUCUUCUUUUAACACAAUCAUAUUGAUAAAGGAGACACGAUUGUACAUGUCUGACUCCUUGAGAGAUCUGUCCAUUUGGUCCCUUCACCAAGCCAUUUUCAUUCCCUUUUUUAAAUAUUCCCAUCUCAAGUUCUUAUUUAAAACACAGCAUUCAAUCUGUUGCCACCAAUAAUUAUUUUUUAUCAUGAUCAUAUCACAAUAGAAGGUAUUCAGUCCCUUGGACCUAUGUCAACUCUCCAAGAGAUUUAUUCAAUUAUUCCAAGUCUCCAGACCACACUGUAACUAUUGUGUGGAAUAUAGCAUAUGGGUCUGUUGUUUCUUUCAGUGCAAGUGUGUAUAGGAGCUCCCUGGGUGCAAAUUACUGAGUUAUGGAAAUCCAACUUUAUACAAAUUCUCCCAUGCAGUUUUAAAGCAUUCUUCAGGACACCAAUAAGAAUAGUAAAGAGAUUCAUGGUGUUUGUUAAUGACUGAAAAUUGUAUAUAUUCUAUUAGUUUAAUCAUGGGUAAUAUUGGGGUGAUUAUUUAAUAAAAUGUAAGAAUUAUAGCAAGUGUGUGUACGAUAAAAAUACUUUUCUGACUUGUGGAAAAAUUGGCUUAUGGACAUUCCUCAGGAACAGGGCCCUUAUGUAAGCUUGGGCACUGCCUAUGCUUGGGAUUACAGCAAAGUUUCACUAGUUAGAUUGUGGUGGAGAAACUACCCGGUCAGAAGAGAUUGGGUUUGGUGCUCUUAAACAUUCUGGAGUUUAGAAGAAUGAGAGGCAAUUUCCUUACAGAGUUCGAGAAGGUUGAUUCAGAGAUGGUAUUUUCAUGCCCAGGGUGCUGCAGAACCAAGGGUCACAAAUUCAGCUAAGGAAUUUUGGACAGGAUUAAGUUGAGAAGAAAUUCCUUCACCUUUCAAAUCACUGGGCAAAAGCUUUGGAGGCUUGGUCACUGAAUACAUUCAAGAAUGUGAUUUAUAGAUUUCUGGAUAUUAGAGAGUCAAUGAGUGUGAGACAAAAGUAAAAGUGCCAAUGCAAAAGUUGGCCCAGGACUCUAUUGUAUGGCAGAGUUGGCUUAAGGGACUGAAUUACCCCUGCUCUUAUUACUUAUUUUUUUCAAAAUAAUCCCAUUCUCUCUCAACACCUCCAGAAAAAUUUCCCUUUACAUUCUCUGUACAAGGAGAACAACCUCAACUAUAGCAAAUAACGUCAUCUUUGGUCACUUAUGUCACACAGAGUUCAACCCUUUUGGUUUCAUUGUUUGUGGACUAACUUUUCUGGUCAACGUUUGAAACAGAGAAAAUUCAAUGCAAUCAAUCAGAGAAACUACACUUACAGGGACGUGGGUUGUGUAGUUGUUUACUGUUUUCUGUGAUCUGAGUGGUGUAGAUAUUACCCUUUUACCUUUUGGGCCUAAGUUGGAAUGCAACCCAGUCUAAUACAACAUUGAUGAUUUUUUUUCUCCCGAUGAGUGAGCUCAUUAAAAUGGGCCCAGUAGGUAAAUGUCUACAAUGCAAAAACUGCAAAUAUUAUUCUUCUAAUCUCAAGGAUUUCUAGCAUGGAGACAAGAAAGCUAUCACACUAAUUUGGUAAAGGUGUUUUGAGCAUUGGGACAGAGUUUCACUCUGCCUGUAACCUGCUUUAUACAUGACCAUGCAAUGAUCAACUGUACUUACUGAACCUUGAUGUACCUCAUUAUCUUAGAGAACACUUUAGCAAAGUUAACAGCAAAUAUUGUUUUGUGCACUGUAGAGUGGUGUAAUAGGCCAAGAAAGCAAUUUGGCUCGUGUGAUGAAUUGGAAAGAAACAAAAAGUUAAAGCCUUUUAUUGACCUUUAAUUGAUAGUAGCCAAAGUGUUGCAGCCUUGUAUUUUAGAAUAAAUAUUUGCCCUUAUUAUACAGAAAGGCAUAAAAAAUAAUAAGAAAUAUACCCAGAGUACUGGUAGCUGUAAAAAUAACUGCUGUUUCCAAUAAGUUUCAGUCCAUGAGGCACAAUGAAUAGUGCCACUAAACAUCAUUGCAUUUGCUACCUAAGCCAAGAGUUCAGGAUAUCGUUAAUGCCUCAUUUGCCUCUCAGAUGAACAUAAGAGGUCAUAAAAAUGACAAUUUUUCAAACAAGAUUAGGGAAAAUGUCUCUUAGUCAAUAUCCAUUUCUCCAACAGUGGCACUUCCAUUGAGGAAACUUUCAACCAAACAGGAUGUUAUCUAAAUGUUUUGGAACCUUAUUGUGCACAGAGCGACUGCAAUGCUUAGGUACAGUACAACAAUGACUGCCCUUCUUAAAGAUCGGGCAGAGCCUGUAGGAGACCUGAGAGUUUCUUCCCAGAAGAGUAAAAAUGCCACAUUCAUGCAAGGGAGGGCGCUGUGGAGCAGCAUGGCGGAAGUUACAUCCUGUUCAUCAGAAUGGCCUGUAACUUGGAAUAGUUCCCAUUUCUGGAGCUCUCACCAUUGCCACGAGGCGGAGAGAACUCUGCUCAACUUCCCCAUUGAUGGCAUGGUUGGAGAAUAGUUAAAAGCAGAGGUACAAGUGAUCAGUAGUCCACUAUUUAUUUUGAGUUUCUUACAUUGUUGAUAUAAGGGGCGAUCUCUCUUUCCACUUGUUUUUAAGUUUAUCUGUCAAAGAAAGCUGAAAGCUUAAUACAAAUUCAGCAUCAUUUAAAGCAACAAGCAUUUAAGUCCAGAGGAAAAUAUUUUCACAAGAACUGUGGUUAAACACUAUUCUGGUGGUUGAGAUUUCACAAAGCACAAGUGACUGCAGAUGCUGGAAUCUGGAGCAGCAAGUAGCUUGCUGGAUGAACUCAUCAGGUCGAGUGGUAACUAUAGAGGGAAAGCAAUUUUCGGCAUUUCAGGUCAACACCUUGCAAAAUGACCCACAAUGUCGACAAUUCCUCCUUCUUCAAUCUCCACAGGUGCUGAUUGACUUAGUGAAUUCCCCUGGCAGAUUAUUUAUUGGCUGAAAUUCCUCAUUAUCUAUAGAUUUCUAGAUGUUUUUCACCAAAUAUUGCUCAGGAAGAUGGAAGGGGGCUUUCGCAGGGCAAUAUUCAUCGUCCCUCUUACUUCCUUGAAUCUAACAAUGACUAUUAUCCAAAUUAUUAUCCAAAGCUUUUGAAGAGUGGUUUCAAUCAGCCUACUUCAACAGUUUUGUAAUAAUCUCAGAAAAUGGUAUAUUCCUUUCUUAAUUCUGUAUUUCAUAUACAAGCUAUUACUUUACUGUUCAUUGUGGCUUUGUGGUCAGCACUUUUGCUACUGAGACAAUAGGUCAUUAUUCAAGGCAGACUGAAGUCUUAGCUUCGUAAUCCAGAAUGGUGUAGCCAAUAAGAUUCCAGCGUCUAUAGCAAGGAUGGACAUUGAGUUGGGACAUUGACCAUAGUCCUUUCUGCUCUCAGGUGGAGGUAACUGAACUAAUUCCUGAGAUGAGAGGGGUACCCUAUCAAGACAGGCUGGAUAAUUUGAGUCUGCAUUCCUUGGAGUUUAAAAGAAUGCGGUGUGAGCUUAUUCAGAUCUAUAAAUUCCCAAGGGGACUUAACAGGGUAGAUGUUGAGAUGCUUAUGGUGAGACAGUCUUGAGCAAGUUGUUAAAAUAAAAAGAUAAGGAGCCAGUUAUUUAAAACAGAGUUGGGUAGAAAUUUCUUUUCUCUGUGGUAGCGAAUCUCUGGAGUUUUCUACCCAGCUCUCCCUCUCUCCCCUGAAGGGUGGUGGAGGCCUGAUCAUUUAAUAUGUUUAAGGUGGAGAUGAAUAAAAGUCUUGAAAAAGAUUGGAGAAGUGAGGGCUGUGGGGAACUGGCACAGAAGAGGAGUUGAGAACAGCAUAGAUGUGCUAUUAUCGCACUGAAUGCGGGGUGAGUUUGAGUGGCGAGGUGACCUGCUCCCGCUGUUUGUUAUGUGCAACACCUAAAGGACACUAUCAUUUUGAACAAUAGCUGGAGUUUGCUAUGUGUCUGGCCCAUGUGUAUUGCUCAAUUGGCACCUUUAAAACAAAUGAAAUGCUUGUUAUCACCUUACUGUUCAUGGGCUCUUGUCUGCAAAAUGUGUUCCCUAGUUUUUCAUUCUUUCAAAUGUCGAGAACGCUAAAAGAAGCUGGUGAAAUUCUUUAGUUCCCUGCAGUUACAGUGGCUAGAAAAGUACUGGAGGAAAAAUAAUUCUAGGAUGAAGACCAAAAGUUGUGCUUACCUACUUAUUUAAUCAUGACCCCUGAACAACGAUGUCUAAAGCAGUGUCUAUUGUCUGCCCCUAAUUCCUCUGAAUUGUGUGGAUUGUUGGGUCUUCUAAGAGAGCUAAUAAAUGCCACCAUUUCACACACACAGCCCUGGGUCCGGGUUCCCAUUUAGAAAUAGAUGCUAGAUUUUGGAGUGGAAUGGGUUUAUUUACAAGGCAGAUUUAGGGCUUUAUAAGAAUAAAUAGGCUCACAUUCACUAAUUUCUGUUGAAUUCAAAUUCAAUUUACCCACCUCUGGCUCCUCCAAAGCCUCUACAUUUUGGGGUUGCUCAACUUUCAAAAUUGGUCUGGAAUUUCCAGGAGUCCUAGAGUAGAACAGCACAGAAACAGGCCCUUUGGCCCUUCUAGUCCUUUUCGCUGCCUAGUCCCAUUGACCUGCGCCCGGACCAUAGCCACCCCCAUGCCCAUUCCAUCCAUGUGCCUUUCCAAAUAUGUUGAAAUUGAACCUGCACCCAACAAUUCCACUGACAGCUGGUUCGACACUCUCACCACCCCCUAAGUGAAGAAGUUCUCCCUCAUAUCCUCCUUAAACUUUUCACCUUUCACCCUUAACCUAGUCGCAUCCAGCCUCAGUGGAAAAGGCCUGCUUGCCAAUCGGUGGUGGUUGCCCAUCAAGUCUUACAAUGGCAGAAGACCUGUAUGGGAGAGUUUUGCUCAGGGGCAGAUCCAUUCUCUCAACUUCAGAAGUCUGGGUUCAGUGAUUCAAUCAAGCAUCACAAACUGGGGUUGAUUGUGACAUCUUCUGUACCUUGUUAUGCCCUUCACUCUCCUCAGAGCAUUGCUGUACCACCUUCCUAGCCAUUGGGUCUCACUAUAGAUCUCAUCUGCCCGGUCCACUGGAGCUGACUUUGCAAGCUAGGACAAGCAUGUCCCUCUCUCACCAGGGUAUGAGGCCUGUUGACUCCCCUCACCUAGUUUAGCCCUAUCUAUCUAUGCACCUCAUAAUUUUGUAUACCUCUAUCAAAUCUCCCCUCAUUCUCCUACGCUCUGGGGAAUGAAGCCCCAGGAAUUGAAGCUUUGAGCAAUCUGCUGUGAACAAUCCUGGACAAAAGUCAUGGAGGUGAUUAGGUAAAAAAAAAUGAAGGUGGGGAAAGGAAAGCCUUAGAUUGACAACUAGUCAAGUUAUAGAAAAAAAUCAAUGGCCAAUUGUUAUGAUAACGAACUUAAGCUAAUGAGAGCCAUUGGGAAGACCAGUAUAUUGAUGUGCAUAUAACUAAUGGUAAGAGAAAAGUUAUAUGCACAUUAAUCUACAUUAACAUGAUGUUACAUUACUCCAGCUUAUUUGAGUUGUGGUCAUCUGAUAACUCCUCCGGUAUUGUGUCCAACUCACAACUGACAGUCCUUUUCUCCUCUGGAAGCUGCUUGCAUUUAUCCUUCCUUGUGAGCAAACAACUUGAUACUUACUGUACUGUCCCUUCACAAUCUUUGAAAAUUUAAGAGCUUGAAUCCAGCACAAUUUAUUCCAAUGCAAACAGAUCAAAUUCCUUUUGUUUCAUGUCAGCUGCCACACUUAUUGUGAAAUAUCCUAAAGUUUUAUUGUUCUUGCUUUUUCUAACUGAGCUACUUUAUGGAAUGAGGUACGGUUUAGUUGCAACACAAAUAACGGCCAUUUGGCCAGUUAAAUCUUCACUGUAUUUUCUGGGUCAGAGAGUUAUUUUCCUUCAAGUACAAAUCCAAUACCACACUUGAAAGUACAGAAUAAGUUUGACGCUCAGAGCUGUGUGAAGCAGAGGAAACUUCACCACCCACCAUAAUUUUAUGUAAACAUGGAGCAACCUUCAAGGUCACUUCAUAGAAUUAAGCAUGUGAAUCUAGGUAGCAAGUACAACCAGAACUAAUCUGCAAGAGCUAGAUGUGCAUACAUUCUCAGCCAUAUUUGUUUCCAUGACGACAACAUCAAAGAAUAAUGAGAUUGCUAUGAAGCAUUUUGGUACUUGAAUGGCAUUAAAGAAAAGCUUUUCCCACUUAAACUGUAGGGAUGGCUCUCAAACUCAGUUUUGUUCCUAACAUCCGGCAAGUGCAAAGAUCUAAACCAUGCAGGUCAUGGGGGUUGUUAAUGGUCCCAUUACGAGAGGAACUUUGAUUCACACCACAUCUUUAACAUAAAACCUUAAGGUAAAGGAGCAGAAUUGGACCAUUUGACACAUCGAGGUUGCUUUGCUAUUUCAUCAUUGCUGAUCUAUUGCCCUCUUAGCCACAGUCUCCUGCCUUCUUCCCAUGCUCUGACUGAUAUAGUGAAAUGAUAAAGGUGUUUUAAACUUUAUGUGACUCUAAUUGGCGCUCACCCUCAUGAAGGGAUUUUAGCACUUAUGGUAAAACUUGGGUCAACUAGGUGGCUAUUAAGGAGUGAAUUAAAGAGAGAAUCAGGGGGAAUUUCAGAGUUAGGUUCCAGGUAGCUGAAGGCGUUGGCAGGAAGAGUGAUUAAAAUGGGGCAUCCUCAGUUGGUGGGAAGCCAUGUAGGAAUCUCAAGGGAUCUCACUUUCUUUCUGCUCACUUCUUGCACUGCUUAUUUAUUUUAUAUAUUUCUUAUUGUAAUUUAUAGCAUUCUUUUAAGUAUUGCACGGUACGGCUGCCGCAAAACAACAAAUUUCAUAUAUAGUGGCCACCUUAUCAGUACCUCCUGUACCAAACAAAGUGGCCGCUGAAUGUACGCUUGUGGUGUUCUGUUGCUGAAGCCCAUCUACUUCAGGCUCCAAUGUGUAGUGCAUUCAGAGAUGCUCUUCUGCACAACGUUAUUUAAAUAAUAGUGGUGUGCAUAACAUGGUUAUCUCCAUUACUUCCUGCCAGCUUGAACCAGUCUGGCCACUCUGACCUCUCUCAUUAACAAGGCACUUUCGACCACAGAACUGCUACUCACUGGAUGUUUGCUUUCUCUCUGUUUUUCACACCACUCUCUGUAAGCUCUAGAGACUGUUGUGCAUGAAAAUCCCAGGAGAUCAGCAGUUUCUGAGAUACCCAAACCACCCUGCCUGGCAGCAACGAUCAUUCCACAAUCAAAGUCACCUACAUUGCAUUUCCUCCCCAUUCUGAUGUUUGGUCUGAACAACAACUGAACCUCUUGACCAUGUCUUCAUGCCUUGAGUUGUUGCCACAUGUUUGACUGAUUAGGUAGCUGCAUUAACGAGCAGGUGUAUGUGGCCAUUGGGUGUAAUUUCAACCAUAAUAAACCUGAUUUUAAUUUGGAAUGUUUGCAGAAGGAGGUAAUAGGGAAAAUUGAAAUGUGAAAAUAUGGAUGACCUUUGUAAAGCCCUCCGAUUGCCAAACUAAAAUAAAAUAUAGCACAGCAAGCACCGGCCUGGACUUGAUGGACAUUAGGACUAGUGCAGAGGAGACAUGAUAAGCUUAAGCCUCCACAAAGUGGGCCCAGGAGCCCACUGAACGAGCUUACAGAUACCAAAGGAAAGGGGGAAAGGGACCAGAUGAGUUAUAGUAGAAGUUAUUCAACAAAUCAGUAGAUUCUCCAUUAAAAUGGAGCAUGAUUUCUCUCUUUUCCAUUUGCAACCCACUCAGACUCUUGAAUUCAUUUCCUUCUAUUUCGAUCCCUGUGACCAACUAGGUAAUAAAAAUCCGAGCUCGUCGUUACCUAGCAACUACUGCCAUACCACCCUUGUCAUUUCCUCUUGUAUUUGUCCCUUGCAGUUUGUGGGCCACAGGAAACUUAGACAGUAGGGCUUUGACCCGGGUUGAUAGGCAGUGUUUGACCAACCGCAUAUCCUCUGUUCUGGCCUGACUGACAGGCAUAUUUUGAAUCAAAUAAUUCAGAGGAUAGAUAACAAAGGGGAGGUUAAACAAGAAAUCAAAUCUAAUUAUCAAUUUGAGAUUUGGAUUCAAUUAAUUUUCAUCAUUGUCUUACAGCAUGGAAACAGGUCCUUUUUAGAUUCAGAUUGAAAUUCAUUUAUUUUUCCAAACACACAGUGAAAUGUGUCUUUUGCAUCUAAGGAUCUGCUGGAGGCAGAUUGGCCCACUGAAUCCACAAAUGUUUACUUACUCAAAUCUGACAAAAAAAAACCCAUUCUCCUAAAAUCCUUCUCAGAUCACCUUAAAUUCACUACUCAUAUCCUCACUAGUGACAAGAUAAUCCACCGUCCUGCCUGUCUUUGGAGUGUGGAAGUAACCUGGAGCACCUUGGGCACAGGAAAAUGUGCCACCGGGUGGCAUAGUGGGCAGCACAACAAUUUACAGUGCCAGCUAUAAGGUUGGAGCUACAGUGCCGCUGUCUGUAAGGAGUUUGUACAUUCUCCCCAUGAGCGCUUUGUUUUCCUCCUAGUCCUUCGGUUUUCUUCCACAUUCUAAGAACGUAGUGUUAGUGAGAGGUGGGCUUGCUAUGUUGGGGCUGAAAGUGCGGCGGCUCUUGUGGGCUGCUCGGCACAGUCCUCACUGACUUGACUUGACUCAAAUGGCACAUUUUAAUGUAGAUGUGACAAGUAAGGCUAAUCUUGCAUCUUUCUUUCACUACUAGCUGCAUUGCUGUCACCUGUAAAUGAAGAAAAUCCCUUCUGCAUAAGUGAUUGUUGUUGCGUCCUGAUGAGAAAUGUCGAUUCUUUAUUCCUCUCUGUAGUUUCUCCCCGCGCCGAUAGGAAUGCUUUCUUUAGCAUUUGUCUGUUCUGUGAGGCCAACUUGCUAGCUCAGUGCUCAACCUAGUGCAAGUAGAAUUUGUGCAAGGAGACAGCCGAAUUCGUACCCAGGACUUCUCUUUCUGAUGCCACUGCACCACCAGCACAGCCUGACCUGCUGAGUUCCUGCAGCAUUUUGUAUGUUUUUCUCUGGAUUGCCAGUAUCUGCAGAAUAUUUUGUGUUUAUGAUUGAUAUUGAAAGUCUGAUUGGUUCAUUUAUGUUCCCCUGGGAAGAGCAUUUGACAUCCUUAUCAGAUCUGGGCCUAUCUCUGACUUCUGACAUUAGAGGAUGCUGGGUUCUUAACUGUUCUUCUGCCUUGAGUUAGAAAACUACUCUGCCAUUUCAGGGUGGGGAGCCCUGCCAGCAACACCCACACCUGUGAAUUAAUAUCGAAGGCUGUCAACGGGAAGAGUUGUUGCUGUCGUACAAUUUCUAUUCUGGUACCAUUGCAUCGGAGUUUGGUGAAAGUGCUGCGGCUGAAUCAGAAUAGAAAAUAGCUUCAGUGUGGGAGUGAUGUGAAUCCUUGCUGUCUCCUAACUCCACUUGUAUUAACUGAAGUGCUAUUCUGCAAGAUGAUGAGUCACUGCCGUUGAUGAUAGCAUGGCCACUUCAGAGAUGUUUUCGGCUUUGAUUUAAUCUUUCCGGACCCCCCUUCCUCCAUCCUUCAGUUACAUCAAUAAUCCUGUUGAUUAUUAUCAAGUUAACUCAGUUAAUUUUCAGGCUUUGAAUGUUCUUGCAGUCUGUUUCCUUUCCCUCCAAUAAUUAGGGCCAAGUGGGCCACUUUUCCUAAGCACCUCAACACUUGAUCCUUGUUUAUGCUCCUCUUUGAAAUUCAUUUGUUUGCCCAAAAGUUUGGUCUCCUUUCUUAACACACAUGUGGUUUGUUGAAGUUGUAUUGGCAACUUUUCAGCACAUUUUAGUGCAUUAAAGGUGCUAGAUGCAAGUUGUUGUCGAAGCAAUUAACUUUUUACUCUCGGAGUCUUAGAGCACCGCAGCGCAAAAAUAGGCUGUUCAGCCCAUCUAGUUCACAUUCUGCCUAGUCCUAUUGACCUUCAUCUGGACCAUACCCCUCCCAUCCAUGCACUUAUCCAAACUUCUCUUGAAUGUUCAAAUUUAGCUAGCUGCCUGCUUGUCUAAAUGAAAAUGUAACUCUUAUUACCACCAGGUUGAAGUGAUGAGCAAAUCAGUUUUGGGGAAAAACUUGAGCAGAGCUCUUGCUGAUUUUGCGCAUCCAACAGAGACUAACACCAAGAGAGUAACCUACGUGCCAAGCUGCUACUUGAGCAUGGAUGGGAAUAUGGGCAUUUGGAGCAUGUUGUUCAUUGAAUAAGACUAUGUGAUUGUGCAGCAAAAAAACCUAUCUUGCUUGGAUUUUAUUAUCAAAUGUGCCGAUAUGUGCUACUCUUUAGAGUUAUGCAGCCUAGUUAUAAGUCUUUCAGCCCACCAUGACCUUAAUGGGCAUCAGGUCCUUGUCUACAAUCACACUUCCCAGCAUUCUGUUUGCAGUCUUCAAUGCCAUGGUGUUGCAAGCACUAUGUAAAACAGGGGUGUCAAGCUCAUUUUAGGUCACGGGCCGGAUUGAGCAAAAUGCAGCUUCAUGCGGGCCGGAUCAGUCGGGCGCGUGCGAACGCAGCUUUCAUUGCCUCCGUUUUUUCAGCCUGUUCUCAUGCGUCUCAGUCUCUGCUGUAACUACAAAGUGUUUCACUUCACAAAUUCCAUUUCUUAUGAAGAAGACUGCUGAGCAAGCAUUAUUUUUAUGAUUGGUAUUAACAUACAAUCAUAGGCUUCAUAUCGCCGGGCCAGUAAUAAUUAAAAUAAUAGAUCUAUCUAAAAUGAUCUCGCGGGCCGGAUAUAAUUGUACGCCAGGCCGGAUAUGGCCCGUGGGCCUUGAGUUUGACACCUAUGAUGUAAAAUGUUGUGAAAAUACAGCCUCCACUAACCUCUCAAAUUGUGCGUACCAGAUUUCUGUCUUUGAGGAAAAGAAAAAAUAAUAUUGCUUAAGUCUUCUCUAGACCUCCCAUUCCUCGCCCUGAACCUCUACCCACUGGUUAUGGACACCUCUGAUAAAGGGAGGAGUUACUCAUUGUCUGCCACAACUGUGCAACCCCUCACACCCACUUUUAAUCUCACAGCCUGGUUUACCCCUUGUCUCCUGCUCUGCAAGAGAAACAAACCCAUUCCAUCCAGUACCUCUGCAUAGCUUGAAACACUACACCAGCCAAUAUCCUAGCGAAUCACCUUCGUACCCUCUCCACUGCAAUCCAUUUGUGGGAUAAAAUCCCACAACUAAGCAACCCUUACUAACCUUCUCUUCCCUGUGAUAUACAGUACUGUGCAAGUCUUAGGCAUCCUGGGUUAUUAUGUGGUUUCAGAUGGCAUGCCCUCUGUAGAGCCCUGAUCUCAACAUCACCGAGGCUGUCUGGGGUUUCCUGGAGAGAGAGUAGCAAGCGAAACCGCCAAAGUCUGCAGAAGCCCUGCAGCAAGUUCUCCAAGAUGCUUGGCAUAACCUACCAGCUGCUUUUCUUACAAAGCUGCACGGCAGUGUACCUAAGAGACUUGAUACAGUUCUAAAGGCAAAGAGUGGUCACACCAAGUACUGAUUUGAUCUAGUUUUUUACUGCUUCCCAUCGUAAAACUUUUUGAUAUUUAGGAACUUUUCAUUACUCGUUUGCAUAGUAAUGUAGCUCUGGUUUCAUGCUCCAAUUCUGCCGCCUGUUUUAAUAGGAGAGACUUGGCUGGUGUGUGUGUGCCAGAAUCAGUAUUUUGGUCUCUGGUUUUGGAUAUUAAUCCCAGGCAGUUAUCCUUGCCAGCAUUGCCUUUGGAGCAUUGUGUGUCUUGUAAAGUCAGAAUCAGGUUUAUUAUCACUGACAUAUGUUGCAAAAUGUAUGUUAUUUGUGUUUGUGGCAGCAGUACAGUGCAAUAAAUAAAAUAUACUAUAAAUUACAGUGUGUGUGUGUAUGUGUGUAUAUAUACACACACACAUACAAAAUUUGUAGUGCAAAAAGAAAGCAAAGGUAGUGAGGUAGUGUGAGGUGGUGUUCACGGGUUCAGGACCGUUCAGAAAUCUAAUGGCAGAGGGGAAGCAGCUGUUCAUAAAAUGUUGAGUGGGUGUCUUCAGGCUCCUAUACCUCCUCUCUGAUGGUAGUAUUGAGAAGAGGGUAUGUCCUGGGUGGUGGGGGUCCUUAAUGAUGGAUGCUGCCCUUCUAAGGCAUUGCCUUUUGAAGGUGUCCUCAAUCGUGUAAAGGCUAGUGCCCAUGCAGGAGCUGGCUGAGUUUGCAGCCCUGUGCAGCUUUUUCCAACCCUGUGCAUUGGCCCUUCCAUACCAGAUGGAGAUACAACUGGUUAGUCUGUCUUAUAGCCAAUAAGCAUUUCCCUGUGCCCUCAGCAUUCUAAAGACAGUGAAUGACAAUUGAAAUGCAGUCAGUAUGUACCACUAAGGAGAUAGUGGCCAGAUAAACUGGUCACUAUAAAAUUAUUAGAUAACAAAGUCAAAGAGUGCAGACUGUACCAUGUUCAAUAUCUCAUCUGAUAUAUGGGCACUGUUGGUCUGGAUUAUAUACUUAGGCCAACAGAUGGAUUCAAACUGUAACCCAUUCUACCAAUUUAGCUUCACCUUUCUAUGGGUUGAAGAUUGUCAAGUCCUGACCUGCUGUAACAUUAGCGUUUUAACUCAUCUAUCCUGCUUGAGCUCAAAUAAUGGAUCAUUUAGUCUGUCAACAUCUGAAGCUUGAAUAUGAAACUCUGGGGGUAGGAUGAUGAAGGAAAUGUUUUGCUUCAAGAAUUUUACUUCAGCUCACAUCCCUUUCCUCAUAAACAGGACAGUGUUCUGUGCAGACUGAGGGGUUGUUGAUGCUUAUUUACUCCACACUGGGGCUGCGGCAGCAAGAUCAUUCCAGUAGCCUGAUGCAGCCUUUCAGUUCUGCCUUAAUGCUCUCCCUGUCAACAGUGGGGUUGAAACAGACUGAGAACGCAGGAAGUAGGAGCAUAUGUGGACUUACCAACCCUUAGGCCUGCUCUACAACUCUAUAAUAUCAAGGUUGAUAUGAUAUUCAUCUCAAUUCUAAUUUCUUGUUCCUUCCCCAUAAUCACUAGCUUCCUAAUGGUUUAAAACAAAAUCUGUCGCUCUCAGUCCUGUGCGUAUUCAAUGGUUCAGUCCUCAUGACUUUUUGUAGUACAGUAUUCAAAAUGCUCAGGCUGAGGAAAAUUCCCCCACUAAUCUCCAUACUAAAUGGAUGACACACAAGAUGCUGGAAGGACACAGUGGGUCAAACAUCAUCAAAGCAGAGAAGUAGACUAUUGGUCUGCUUGGGUUGGCCAUGGUAGCCAUGGGUUGAGAUCCUUCAUCUUCACCACAAGCAUUGAAUGUCCAUUUCUCUCUAUGGAUGCUGUCUGAUCCAUAGAUCUCCUCUGGCAUUUUGUGUGUUGCUCAAUAUUCCAGCAUCUGCAUUGUCUCCAUUUUAAAUAGAUGACCCCGUAUUCUGAGACUUUAACACUAGAUCUAGAUUCUAUCAAACAACAGUACCAGAGGAAUCAAUCUCUCUGUAUAUAUAAGGUUGAGCCCCUCAAGUUUCACUAAGACCACUUCUCAGUUUUAAAGUCCGGAGACCCGCAUUCUCUUUUGACAGAGAAAAAUGGUAGUAGAACUGUUUACUUCUUUCUUCAACAUCAAAUCUGUGGAGCAGACUUGUUGGGCCGAGUGUCCUAAUUCUGCUCCUAUAUCUUAAGAUCUUAUAUCUUAUGGUCUAGUAUUUAGGAGACUGAGAAUAGUGCUGACUAAUCGGUGUCCGUACUUAAGAAACUCAGCUAUAUCAUUAUGGGCUUCAUUAUAAAAUAAAUGCACCUAAUUACUUUUAUUUCUUGGAUCUAAUUACUUUUACUUCUUGGAAUUUGAUAUCAAAUGGAUGCUUUUCAAUGUUAUUCUACAAUAUCGUUGGUGGAAGAAAGAGACAAUUUGGUGCAAAGGAAAUGUUUGAAGUUGUUUUCCUCUAAAUCUGUUGGUUCACAUUGAGAAUGGAAUGAGGCUGCCAAAAAAAUUAUUGUUGCAAUUAGGAAGAUUUCCAUUUCCGUGGACGUAUUCAGAGAAGGUUUCAUUUAUCCAUACAGGCAAAAUGGUGAGCAUGGUGGAAGGAGGGUAUUUUCUCACUCUAGACAACACCGGAGCCUGGUGAAAGACUGAGAAUGAGUUGCCUAUUGUUUUGGUCAGAUUCUUGUGAGAACCUGCAGGUGAAAAUACAUCCUGGGAGUCCUAAUGUCAAAGCAGGUGUGAUGCUAGGCAAAAUGACUGUUGUUACUUGCUGAAGCCUGAGAAACCAGCUCAUCUUUACGGCUCAGACACUUCUAGUUGUCAAAAUAUAACUGUGUGAUGAUUAAUGUGAACUGAAAUAGCUAUUCCUAGGUUAGAACAGUUGAGACAUUACCUGCUGGCACAGUGUACAGUUGACUCCAAUCUGCUUGGUGAGUUACUAUGUCUAGGAAUACAUACUGUGGAAAAAGCCAAAGGUAUUGAGUCUCCCGUUUAUUUGAGAUUUUAAGGGAAAAAAAAGUUAUGACCUUCUUUAAAACAAAAUCUCCAUUGAAUUAUAUUUACUGGUUUGUUAGUGCUGUACUAACCUACAGUAUGUGGAAGUUAUAGGUUACGGGAUUUCUUUUAUAAGAUUUUGCACCUAGAGCUAAUGUAUGAAGCUUUGACCCAGAUUUUGUGUUCGUAAUGACAAUGAUCAUCACACCUUGAAACUAACAGCAACACCUGGAUCCCCUGUCUUCAGGUGCACAUUCCAGAAGUUGUCAGUGAUUCACUAAGUGUGCUGUUUACUGCCUUCUCCAGACUAAUCAGGAAAUUAAUGAAAAUUUCAGGUAUUUUCAAAACAAUUUGUUAUUAAUUACUUUGAAGAUAUUCUGGUUUAUGCAGAGAAUUCGUAAUGCAAUACUAAGCCAUAGUUACUGCUUCACAAACAUUCUCCUUUAAAUUAAUUUAUUCUUUUAUUUUUAACAAAGCUUGCUUAUUAUCAUCCAAAACUUCAAAGUGAAGUUUUACUACCCCGAGAUUCAUUUUCUUUCAGGCAUUCACAGCAUUAAGUGUGACUUUAUGUGUGUGCCCCAAUCUUUACAGUAUUUUCCUCUCUGUAAAAUUAUCUAAAGAAUAUAAUCAGUUCUGCUAUUUAUUUCCUUUUUUGUGAUCCGUGUGAAUUCUUCAAUAUGAUUGGACGUUCACCUUUCUCAGAAGGGUCACACCCUCAGGACUGAUGAAAAUAACCAGCAAAGGGAAGUUCACAAGUCCGUGGUGUCUAAAACCUUUAGGGGAGAAGCUCUCUUUUAGGUCACGGAUGAGCUGGGUGACUUUGCCAAUGAGCACAAAGUCUGGGCCAAUAACUGUUUUCAAUGAAAGAUGCAAUUGCAGCCAAUGAGCAGGGUAGGCACAUUACUUGGGAGUUCAUGUCUUAGCACUAAUACCCUGCUCCACUUAUAUCAAAUGACUAUAUACCCCCUUGUUCUUUCACAAGUACUUUUGAAAAUCAUGAAAUGAUAAAAUAAUUUCUAUGGCUAAUAUGUUGAAUUUGUAGAAAUUAUAAAAGUUCAACUAAAUAAAUGAACAUAUCAAAAAAUAUAUUUUCUGAAAUAAAAAUUGAGCCCAACCGAAAGGGAAACUAAUGCUGUUUGGUUUGGCAAAAUGUGUAGACAAUCAAAGAAAGUGGCUAUUUUUGUUGUACAUUUGAAUUAAAAAAAUAUAUGUAAACUACAGUCUUGCGUUGUGUUAUUUUUAAUAGUUGUGGAAAUCAUGUGAAUUCUGUCAUCUUUCAGGAAAAGACAAGAUUCAAGCCCCAUUAUGGGAGGAGAACUCUCAAUAUUUUCAUAUUCCCUUACAACAGAUAGGAGAGAUUUGACCCACAGUGUUUUUGCUGGUUCUCAGUGCAUUGCAGUUUCUUACUUGUUCCCUGUAUCCAAUCUAUUGCAUAUGCCUAUCAACUCUCCCCUUGUUCUCCCACCAGCCAAAUUCCUAGAGGGAGUUUGCAGUAACCGAUUGGGAGAGAUCUCACAAUCAGCUAAGCUGAUUAAGAGUUCCUGGGCAAAAUGACUUUGAUAACUUAGUGAACCUUCUCAGAGAAUCCCACAUCUUCUCCCACAGGCCAGUCACAGAUUGUUUGAACUGUGACAAGAGCUCAUUUUCACUUUUACUGACAAAUCUACUUUUGAGCAAAACUGGACUGCAUUAAGGAAGAAAAUGCUGAAGAGAAAAAAAAUGACAACCUUUCCUUAGAUGUGAGAAAGGUUAAAAGAAAAGCCGGUGGCAUACAUUUAGGGUUGUGAAGAUUAAAUUUAGGAUACACAUCAGGAUUUUUAAAUACAGGUAAUGCAUGGGCAUCAGGAUAGCUAGUCAAGUUUUAAGUAUUAGCUCCAUUUAAAGAAGAGCUAGAUAAUAUAAAGGGAAGAUAGGUAUGUUGAAAUGGAACAACAGGAUCUGGGUAGAGGUGGGAAUGUGUAUGAUUAGGGUGGGAGAAAUGUGAUGCCACCAUUGAGUGUGUAUAAUUGAAACAAAACUUCAGAUAUUAAAGAUGUAACUUCAAUACAAGUUCAAAAGUCUGCAAAACAAUAGGGGAAUUAGGAUGGGGUUGUGAAGCUGACUAUAUAUUACUGAAGGUUGGAAAUGCAGAAAUACAUCACCAAUGGACCAAAAUGUAAACUAAUCCUGUGAUAUGGUAACAAGCCUUUAAAUUAUUAUAGAUAUUGAAAUGAAAUUCCACAGCAUUUUGUUUUAAAUAUCUUUUAUCUAUUUUCUCAGUUGUCAGAACACAGACAAACGCUGAACACACAAGUACAAAUUAUCAGAUGAUUAACAUCCAACUUCAGGAGUUAUUCAAUCAAAAUAGCUUUCACAAAAGACAUUUAAAUAAAACCAAAUCAUCUCAUUUUCAGAUAAAAACAGAAAUGAAAAUGUAACUUUUAGGAUCCCGUCAGGGGUUAAGGAAUAACAGGUACUAAAUUAUCUAGCAGCUCUGGAGUGUCCUGGAAGGUGUUUUUACAGGCUUUGGCACACUACUGAGGUGCAAUGCCACCACUUACUGAACCCAAUAAGAUCCUUUCCUGCAGCCACCACUCCACAUAAGUUGUUACUUUUAAAUUCCACACCUGGGAGCAAUCAUUGAAAUCCAUCUGCAGUCCUUCAACCAAUUAAUGGUGCAUUGAACCGGAGAGGAAGCUGACCAAUAAAUUAAUUGUGGAAUCCUGCCUCUAAUAACAGCUUACUUAUAAAACAAUAAACUGCCAAUGGCGUAUCUGUAAACCAGUUUGCAGUGCAGAGGAACCUGUCACAGGAUAGGAGCCCAGUCCUCGAGGCUUGUAACCCCAAACCGUGAGGAAACUAAUUUUCAACUGGUUCUUGUAGAUAAUUUGAAUUGCAAAUUCAUUCGUGAAUCCAAGCUCAGUUCUUCUCGUAAGGCUAGAAAGUUACUCCUAUCACUAUGUAUCGGGACUGGACAAUCUAUAAGACAGAAGGAUAGCUGUUUUUAUCCAUCCUGAAGCUGUUCUUUGGACACAGCAAGGAAGAGUGGACAUUUUCAUGAGGUGUUGGGUGGAAAUUAAAUGUUAUAAAUGGUAUUUCCAUAAUUUAAUACUCAUGAUAUAACUGGUCUCUUGACACCUGUCUCAGUAUUAAGUUAGUUUAUAUUGGGCACUGCUUUAGUUAAGUUUAAUUGAGCUCCAUUUGGUGUAUAGAUGAGUGUACCUUCACCCCAAAAGCACAAUGGAGCCUCUCCUGUUAUACAAGUAUGCCUUUCCUUGGAUGAGAUUAAUCAAUCCAUAUCCAACUGUCUCCAACUCCAUUUGAUGUGAAAUGAAUAUGACCAGCUCAGAAAGCAUUUGACUUCCAAUAAGGAUUCACUACAAUUUUGUGGUGAGUCAAUAAUAAAUACAAAUUCCAUCUGAAUACAACUUUAAAGAAAGGAAUGUUGUAGUAUAUUCUUUCAUGGUUAAAAUGGUAUUACAGUUUUGCAAAAAAGACCAUUCGACUGACACUGGCUGUUGACUGUUGCAGAAAGUGGUUAUAAUAUGGGACUGUUCUGGAGCUGAAUCCCUCUAAUCUGUGAUUUUACCAGAAGCUUCCAUUUGAAGCCCUCCAGGUCUUUGGGAUGUUGCCAUUUUCCAGCUCAAUUAGCAUGCAAUCACAUCAAAUGGGCCACCAUUCCAGAACAGUACUGAGGGUCCUCUCGACUGUCUGAAGACAUAUUCCUCAGACAGGUGAUGCAGAGUCAUUCCUUCAGCAUCAUUUGAUGAAGAGCGAGGAAUUACCUCACUAACUUGACCAAUAAUCCUCCGUCAACCAAUGCCAGCAAAAAUAAAUAGACUAGCAUAUAACAUGCUCAACAUAAACUGAAUAUUGUAUUUCCUACACUACACCUGGAACUACAUGUCAUUGUAUCUGCAAUAUUUGGAGAUAUAAAACUUUUAGAUUGUUAUCCUUGGUGAGAGAAUGGAUGAAAACCAAGAUACCGAUGGUUUAUGCAUGGACACCUGUUCCUCUCCACUACGAGACUGGGCUUUCAGCGCAAAGACUGAGAGUUGGAAUUCCCGCAUGGCAGGAUGCAAAACUGAAAUGAGUAAAUUUGGGAAUUUUUGCUUGCCAGCAAUGAAAGGAGAAUGGCCACAAAGGUUUUAGGAGAAACUUUGUGGUUCAGUUAUGUCCCUCAGUGGAUUUUUUCUCUUAAACUAGUCCUUCUUUCAGUUUUGUGACCUUUCACAGGUAAAACUGGGAUUUGUCAUCUAACCCCAACUUCUGUACACAAGGUAGAGAAUGUGGGAUGGGGGUUACUCUCACAGUGAUAUCCAACGGGGUACUCCAGGCAGUGACCACAUGCCAUGUUUGACUAGUGCAGUUGACCAAACACAAUUCUAAUAGACAAUAAAUGUCAUCUGGCCAGUGUCACUCAGCACGUGAGCAGACAGAAUGCAGUCCAACUUUGGCUGAGGUAUCAACCCCUUAAUUUUCAAUCUUCAUGAACUGAGCACAAGAGUGGAGGAACACCUGCUGAAUGCUUGUAACCGGGCCCUCCAUGUUUAUGGCCUUCACUCUCACUUCAAGUGAAAUUGGAACAAAACAUUUGAUUUCUCAACGAAACAUUUGGCAUUUUGUUUUUAACAAAUAAAAAUCAAAAAAUUUAA